Messenger RNA from Ramularia collo-cygni, 3420 nucleotides. RefSeq lists its product as uncharacterized. The record is from RefSeq and is a predicted model, not a curated record. The transcript has a single exon. Lineage: Eukaryota; Fungi; Ascomycota; Dothideomycetes; Mycosphaerellales; Mycosphaerellaceae. Bases 1 to 3420 code for a protein of 1139 amino acids.
AUGAUUCCAGGCAAGAUACGCCGGGACGGCACCAAGGGCCGCUUCGAUCCAUCCGAGCCACUUCACAUGACCACGCGGCAUGCCGCUCGCAGUGUUCGAGUCAACAGUGAUCCAUCAACCAUUGGUUCUUGCGAAGACGACGACAAUCGUCGACCAUCUUUCGACGAAGUCCGUCCGACUACUUCGAGAAGUCUUGGCAGUCCAACGUCUGCAGAGGGUAGGCGUAUAUCGGGAACUUCUACCAACAGCGCCUCUGAACUACUCCCACCUUUCGAACCUCGAUCUUCUGAUAGGAAACGUCGACGAAGUAGCGGAAAAGCUCUGACACCGGAUGGCCACCAACUAUCUCCCGUAAGAAAACGGAAACGUUUAUCUCCAACGCCACAGCCGGAUACGCCUAACGGUUCCGACACCAUUGUCACUCCUUCUACAAGCCAUUUGGACUAUGAGUCUCAUCGUCAAUUCAUUGAAGUUGUUCCGCCAGAAGAUCUUUCUGAUCGAGGUGGGGGAGGCAGCUCUCCCUCCGGGUCUGAUGAGCAAAUGGCUGGUGACUAUCUGGGAGUCGCCGAAUCUACAGAAUUCACUCCUGCCGCUUCGGAAGCUGUAUCUCCUGCAUCUGAAGAUUCAGAUACCGAGCUUGCCUCCCCUGUCAAAGACGCUAUCAAGGCGGCAUUUCCACAAGUCGAAAUUGCCGGAGCGGAAAAUGUCGAUGACGGCGACGAGCUUGCAGAAGCUGACGAAGCCGAUGAUGUUGAUGAUGUCGAAGAUGUCGACGACGGCGACGAACACGCGAGGGUGUAUGGCGAUGGCUUCAUUCGACGACGAUGGGCUGGGCGCCGACGGGCGGAUCAUCCAUUGCCUGAGAUCGAGGCAACCAUGCGGCGACAGCUCGCCCUCAAAUCUGCAUACCGUGCUAUAUGUCGCUCUCUCAAACCUGUUCUUGCUGAGAUAGCGCUCAAGACGGUUGAAGAGCUUCAGACAAAUCCCACCAAGCAUGAAGAGGUGGUUGAGUUUCAAGGCACCGACGACGAACCUGGAAUCCAAAAGCAGCUUGACCAGGCUUUGGAGAAGCGAAAACAGCAGAUCCAAGCCCAGCUCAAGUGGAACAAGCAUCUGUUGGAAGACGCACAUGCYGCCGAGACAGAAGUCAGACAAGCUAAGUGGCAAUUAAAAGUCGAACAGAUGCGCGACCUGCAGUUCGAUAAGUUGGAGUACGACAUGUUGACAAUCGCCCGUCAAGCGCAACUCAGUGACGGUCUUGCUACCUACGAGACAGACGAUGAAGAUGGCGAUAUUAUGCCUAGACCAAAAGGCGCCGGUUACCGCUUUGUACGGACAAAGGCACUGGACCCCAAGUACGACUCGCGGAGCAGACUAGCUUUAGAGGCCGAGCGUGCCACUGAGGACUUGCAUGCACGCUAUGAAAUGACCAAAAUGCUGCAAGACUACAAGGAAAGCGAAGAGCUCGACAAACGGCGUGGCUUUACCGUCAUGGAUCCUCGGGCGCGCAACGCUGCCAUUGCCCGAAGCACGAGCAUACGAAAUACCCAUACGCUUGCAAGUGCCGCAGCCGAAGUCGAGCUCAUUGCGAACAAGCCUGUCAUUCCUAAUGCAGAAGCGCAUGGAUUGCAGAUGCUCGGCGAUCUUGCGAGUCGACCUUCAAUUCGCGCUCCAGAGCCAGGUCUUGAUAUGCAACCCAUUGGUAUCAAUCAUUACAUUGAUCCAAGGCCCGCCKCGCAUAUGCCACCUCCUCUGAAGCGAAACCAUGUCUUCGACAUAAUCAGUCUGCUCCAACACGAUUUGUCCAAGAAUCAUCAGCCUGGGACUCAACAGCAGCAGCAACCGAUCGAUCUGCCUGGCUUGUCACAACCAUCGCCUAGGAGAAGUAGUGUUCCAGACCCAAUGUUCAGAGAGCCCGGUUUAAUGUCACCAAUACCGAACGCUGGUGGUGCGACUGCGUUUCCAUCCCCUUCGACAGUGUCAAACUCUUAUCCCGCGUCUAAUCAGUCGCGGGAGACUGAACCUACUUUCCAUCACACCCGCCACGCCUCACUGGGAACCCCUGCGCGAUCUAAUCCACUUCAAUUCGCCUCGAAUAGCAUCGAAGCUUCUCCGAGGGAGUGGAUGCAGCCAUCACCUGGUCAAAUGCCACAAAUCCAUAUCGCGCCUAUCAACCCACGCUUAUCACACCCCUUCUCACAAGAAGGCCCUUUGAACAUCGAGCGUGUCAAGCCUGAGACUCAAGGGGGUCUGCCAGCUCCUCCUCCUCCGCUACCUCCUCCCGUGGAUCGUUUCAACGAUAACUCGCCUUCCAAUCAUCUGCUCGCACGACCUAUCCAGCAGUCACAAUCUCAGUCACAGCGGGAAGCGCCUCCUAAUGCCGAGCCUGGUGCGGCAGACUCGCGAACUCAUCCCCCAACAUCACCGCGUGGACAACCGAGGGAUGAAAAUGCAAGCACGCCAGCACGAGCACCUCGAUCUCGCGCAUCUUCCAUGAAGAGUCAGUCCACAAACCGUGACUACACACCCGACGUUGCGAGCGCUGCAGAAUCCGCGCAACGCCACAAGGACCAACAGCAUGAGAGUAUGGGCAAGUUCCCGAGCAAAAUGAGCAAGGAGCAGCGUGAUGGCCGAUCGAGGAGGCAACAAAAGAACAUCAAUCGAUCCAGCCAGGGUAGUCCAGCGGUUGAUGCAAAGCCGAAUGUGAUGAAGUAUCAUCUCAACUCAGUCACACCCGCUGUCAAGAACGAGGGUACUCUGGGUCGUUGGCGUCUUAACAAGACGGUAACGGCCGAGUCAACACCCCAACCACCGGCAGCGUGGCCCAGCAAUACUCCAACCCCUGGAACUCCAUACUAUUCACCGCAGAAUGCAUACAAUGCGCCGCCACGCCAUCAGCAGCAUCCCCCCUCAGUACCUCCUCCUCUUCCAGGGUUCGCCCUACCGUACUAUCUUGAUCCCAAUCACGGUCAUCGGAGCAGCCUUCCAGGUCCUGGUCUGCAACCAUGGCAUCAAGCUCCACCAAGCCCGUCCGUGUUUGGGCCGCCGCGGGGUGCUCCGCUGCAGGGCUUCCCACCACCGCUCGAACACUGGCAGCAACAGCAACAGCAGCAGCAGCAGAAUCAACAUCAACAGCAGCCCCAAUACGCCCAAUUGAACCCGGCCAGAGGCCCACAAGGUACUAUGCAACCGGCGACGGCGUCCGUCACUCAACAAUAUGGCGGGCCCACUAUAGCGCCUGCUACAGGACCGGCGGACUCAAGAGCUUUGUACAGUAAUGCUGGUUCGAAUCAUUUACCAGCAUUCGCUCAGCGAGGUCAGGACACAAACUCUCGAAAGCGGGCACAAAGCGAUGCGCCAUCGGCGGGCGCCAAGUUCCUCGCGUACGUUCCAAAGGGAGGAAAGCCGUCGCGUUCAUAG